Molecule: messenger RNA, 2328 nt
Organism: Branchiostoma floridae (Florida lancelet)
Lineage: Eukaryota; Metazoa; Chordata; Leptocardii; Amphioxiformes; Branchiostomatidae
Product: protein bark beetle-like
Exons: 4
Coding region: 25-2316 (763 amino acids)
Cellular component (GO): membrane
Source: RefSeq, a predicted model, not a curated record
ACGAAGCCGUAGGCAGUCGUCACCAUGGGGCCUCUGUGGUGGCGCGUUUUUCUGCUCUCCCUGCUGUUAUCUGGAUUAUUGUCCGGUGCGGUUUCGGACGACAUAGGUGGAUCCUACUAUCAAAACCACACUAUCCGUCUGUUGGGAAGUCCGUACGACGUUACAAAUGAAAUCAUCGUCGGUGAGUCGGCAACUCUGACGGUCGAGGCGGGGGUUCGGCUGUUCUUCCCGGAGGGGGUCGGCAUGACCGUGCGGGGACGGCUGAUAGCGGUGGGCACACCUGAUGAUAGAAUCGUCUUCGACCGGAAGAGGAACCCUCCUGACGACCAAGCGAACAACGUGACACGUGACCACGACAUCCGGCUGCUGGGUCCCACCGUGUUUGAAGGACGUGUUCAGGUCAAACGUAACGGGACGUGGGGUUCUCUAUGCCUGUCAACAGGGUUAUGGAGGAACUCAGAAGCAAUUGUGGUCUGUCGACAACUGGGGUUCGAAACCGGGCGAGUGGAGAGCAAGUACCAGUUUGGCACAGGACGCAUGGCUGUGUGUGACCUGGAGUGUCUGGGCAAUGAGACCAACAUCUACGAGUGCAACCACGACGAUCUUGACUUACCACCUACAUGUAGCCAAGGCCGAAACCGAAGAGACCUCGGUGUGGUAUGUGAGGGAGUGAAUCACAGAGAUGGCGUCUAUUGGGAAGCAAUAGACAUUCGUACAACCAAUGAAGCUAUGAAGUCCACAUUAGACAAUGUGGACAUAUUCCAUGCCGGAGGUCGUGGAACAAAUCCAAACGCAGAAAGAGCCGCUAUUAUUAGCGCAACGGUGCCCCCUCUGCUACACAACGUCAAUAUCCAGUACUCUGGAGACGCCGCUGUAAGAGUUGAUAACCCAACGACUACUUUUCAAAUGGAGAAUUGCGACAUCUCAGAGAAUCAAGGGGUCGGGCUGAUACUGAAGAAUCCUUCAGCAAACGUGACCAUUGUCUCCAGCACCUUCAGUAAGAAUUUCCCAGUAGGAAUGCAGGUGACCGGAGGACACACAGGAUCAACCCUCCAGAUCACUGACAGCACGUUUGAACAGAACAGUGGUGCCGGCCUGAUGUUGUCUGAAGUCCCGAUGAACGUGGACAUACGUCAGUCAAACUUCAGUACAAACUCCCAUUACGGACUCAGUGUCUUCACCACAACAAGUGUCAAUCUUGUGACCGAUAGUUGUCACUUCAAUCGCAACGGUCUGGACGGUUUCCAUGCCCGAUAUCUUGGCGUGUCGGGCGACAGACGCCGCACUGUCUUACGUGAUGGUGGGGCAGAAGGUAACAUUGGAUGUGGGUUUGAUCUGGAAAUAGAAUAUCAGGAAGGCCAGAACAUUGUGUCUCCACCGAUUUCAGACCAAAUCAUCAUAGACCAAUACGACUUUGCUUCUAAUGGAAACGGUGCAGUUAGGAUAACCGUUGACAACUCUUACGAAGAUCGUUUCCCGGUAGUCCAACUCACAGGUGGAGUUUAUCAAGACAACAUGGCGACGACUAUCGAAGUUGGCGGGACUCGUGCGGAGGUUACAAUCCAGGACAGUCAGUUUGACUCAAGUCAGUGCGGCAGUAAGUCGGUCAUCCAUGUACAUGGGUACGACAAGGCAGUAAACAUAACAGGGAGCAGGUUUGUUCGCAAUGUCUGCAGACGGAUGGUGCUAUUCAACACGACAGAUAUGUCUGCUGACGUUCAUCCUAUUUUUGUGGAAGAUAACAUUUUUGAAAACAAUGAGUAUGAACCAAAGUCACUGGCUCACAUCUCUGAUCCGCUAAAUGAGUACUGCACCAUCGAAGUUGUGGGAUCAGGAGAAGAACACACCAUCACCCAAAAUUCGUUCCUCAAUGGUCCAACAGGUUUAGAACUUUGCAGCAGUGGUGGUUCUCAUCCAGUGGUUAUGAAUCAGAUUAGAGCAGAAAUAAAUUGGUGGGGAACAUCAGAUAUCAAUUCAAUAAAAGAAAAGAUAUUUGACAACAAUGACUGGUACAGUGGAGUUGAGAUCAAGUUUUCCCCGUACCUAGACUCGCCUUCAGGCAGUCCAAUAAGCACUGUAGACACAGAAAUUAUGACAGCCUCGUCGUUAGGCGGCCGUCUGAAUGGAACAUUGCACAUAACCACCUCCGAUAGCCCCGUCACCCUGACACGAGACCUCACGAUCUUACCGGGCUCUGUUCUCAGUGUUGAAGCAGGAGUUGAGUUCCUUGUACAGGAACGUGUUGGUAUCCUCAAUAUGGGGAAACUGGAGUUAGACGGACUAGUCAAGUCCUAUAACAUUCGAUGUCAACCGUAAAACCGGGCCAAA